Messenger RNA from Clarias gariepinus (North African catfish), 4685 nucleotides. RefSeq names its product N-fatty-acyl-amino acid synthase/hydrolase PM20D1.2-like. Bases 25 to 1593 code for a protein of 522 amino acids. Gene Ontology annotation, molecular function: hydrolase activity, acting on carbon-nitrogen (but not peptide) bonds, in linear amides; metallocarboxypeptidase activity. NCBI's taxonomy places the organism in Eukaryota, Metazoa, Chordata, Actinopteri, Siluriformes, Clariidae. Gene Ontology annotation, biological process: amino acid metabolic process. The record is from RefSeq and is a predicted model, not a curated record. The transcript is spliced from 13 exons.
UCCGCUUUUUACGCUCUCUGGAAAAUGACAGCUCGCAGCGCUCUGCCGAAAAUAUGCAAAUUUCUCAAAGUGGUGGCGUUAAUUAUGUUCCUUGCGCUGCUCGGUUUGUUUCUCGUGGUUACAGUAAGGACUUUCACAAUAGAGGUAAACGCAGGACUUCAGCAUGCACAGUGGGAAAAAACAGCGUUCGUAUCGGCUGAUCUAAGCGCCGCGCAGAGGGACGUCCUGCUCGCUAAUUUCAAAGAGGCCAUUCGUAUUCCUACCGUGUCAUUCUCAGACUCUCACCAGAAUAUAAGUGCUCUGCAAGAGUUCGGUCAUCUUCUAAAAAGAGUCUUCCCAACAAUCUUCUCAUCCAGUUUGGUUAAGCAUGAGGUGGUGGAGAAUUACAGCCACCUGUUCACUGUGUCAGGCACCGAUCCUGAGCUGGUGCCCUACAUGCUGCUGGCACAUAUUGACGUGGUGCCAGCCAGUGAGAAUGAUGGGUGGGAGUUGCCUCCCUUCUCAGCUGAAGAGAUGAAUGGAUUUAUUUAUGGACGAGGGACCAUUGACAAUAAACAGGCUGUCAUGGGGAUCCUUCAAGCUCUGGAGUACUUGUUGGAGCGAGGAUAUGUUCCACGGCGAGGGUUUUAUGUUGGCCUGGGUCACGAUGAGGAGAUCAGCGGCAAUGCUGGAGCAGCAAACAUCGUCAAAGUGCUAAGGAGUCGUGGGGUGAAAUUACAGUUUCUUGUAGAUGAAGGCCUUGCAGUACUGGAUGGAAUUAUAAACGGUCUAAAUGGACCAGCUGCACUGAUUGGUGUCACUGAAAAAGGGCAAGCCACAAUAAAGCUGAGUGUCAGUAUGAAGCCAGGUCAUUCCUCCAUGCCUCCCAGGCAGAGCAGCAUCGGCAUCCUGGCUGCUGCUGUCACAAGGCUGGAGGAUUACCCAAUGCCUAGACUGUUUGGCUCCGGCCCUGAGCGAAGCACUUUUGAACACCUUGCACAUAAGUUUGCCCUGCCUUUUAGAUUCAUCAUGUCCAAUUUGUGGCUUUUCAUCCCAUUAAUGAGCAGGGUAAUGGAGAGGAAGCCUGAUAUGAAUGCUUUUGUGCGGACUACUACAGCAGUCACCAUGUUCAACUCUGGUGUGAAGGUCAACGUCCUCCCAUCGUCUGCUGAGGCUUUUGUGAACCUGCGCAUUCACUCUGCCCAAACACUGCAAGAGGUAUUGGAGUUGAUUGAAUACACCAUAUCAGAUGAUCGUGUAAAAGUGAAUCUGACAAACGGCUUUGACCCCCUCCCUGUCAGUUCCUUUGACGAGCAGUCGUUUGGUUUUCAGAUAAUUAAGAAGACCAUAUUGGACAUGUUUCCUGAUGUCACUGUUGCUCCAGGCGUCUGUGUUGGCAACACUGAUAGUCGACAUUAUACACCUCUGACCAAGAACAUUUAUCGCUUCAACCCAACCUGGUUCAAACCAGGUGACCCCCAGAGAUUCCACGGCAUCAACGAAAGGAUCUCCAUCAAAAACUACGAAGAGCUUGUGCUUUUUUACUUUCGACUCAUCCAGAACUGUGACAUAAAAAAACUACCACAAUUACACAUCAGCGAACAUGAUCUCUGAUUUAUUCUUGCAGCAUGUGUUUCAGACCGCUUUAAUGCAAUCGUUCAUAUUUUAAGAUAGCAUUGUAAUGAAAACAUGCAGAGGUUUUGAUAUGCAAGUCAAUCUGCGAGUUGGGAUUAAACACAGCAUCUAUUUUUACGCUCGGUUUAUUUUACAUUUUGUCUGAAUUUCUUUAUUAAACAAUUUGACUUUGGAGUACAGUAUUUUACUCAGGGGUAUCCAAUCUCAGGGAUCAUUUUAAAUGCAGUGUGAUGUACAAAUGAAUAAUACUUGCAAACUUUCAAAACAAACAUGACUAAUGUUUUUAAGGCCAAAAUAUGACAAUAAUUCAAGUGCUGUAUAUGUGCAGAUAAGCUGUGUUGCUGUAAACACUAUAAAUAAAGGAUGUUAAAGAAAGCUUAGACUGUAUGGCAAAAAGUUUGUGGACACCUAAACAUCAUUCCUAAUUCACUGUCACUUUGCUUUUAUAAUAAUCGCCACUCUUCUGGGAAAUUUUUCUACUAGAUUCUGUUGUUUGACUGUUGGGAUUUACCUUUAGCAUUCUAAUUAGUUGCAUUGAGGUGCAGACCACUGGAAUUCCUCCACUGCAAAAUUGGCCAGUCCUGACUUCAUGGAGCUCGCUUUGUGGACAUGGGCACUGUCAAGCUGGAACAUGUUUGAACACCUGAUGCCAUUAAUAUAACACAUAAAUCUUGUACAAAUUAGGUACCAUAUUUAGCUAGUUUGCAGCCUGGUAAGGCAAAAAGUGAAAAAUCACACAAUUACAAUCACUUGCCACUUUAUUCUGUACAUCUUGCUAGUACUGGUUUGGACUCACUUUCGCCCUUAGAACUGCCUUUUUUGGCAAAGAUUCAAGAAGGUUGUGGAAACAUUCCUUGAAGAUUCUGAUCCAUAUUGCCAUGAUGGCAUUGCAGCUGCUGCAGGUUUUUUGGCUGCACAUUCACAAUGUGACUGCCGUUCCAUCAUAUCCCGUAUUGGAUUGAGAUCUGGUGAUGCUGGAGGCCAUUUGAGUACAGUGCCAUGUUCAAGAAAUCAGUUUGGGAUUAUUUCAAAGUUUUUUUAAUCACAUUUCCCCCCAUAUUGAUUCAUGCCUAAAUGUAUUGAGUUGCUGCCACAUGAUUGGCUGAUUAGGUAUUUGCGUUAACAGCCAGUUAUGUUAACAGUUGUAUGAAUACAUGGCUAAUAUAAUUUAAGGAUACAGAAUCAUUGACAAAAGAGUUUGAUAAUAAGGAAUACAUAACUGCACAGUCUCACGCCCCACAUAAAGUGUGGAUUAAAUUUAAAUCUUUUGGUCUCUGUCUUCACUUUCUUGUCAACGUAAUAUAAAGGUCCCAUGCCUGUGGUUACACACAGUUCAAUGAAUAUCAUCCCAAGACAUUUAAGUAAGAAAGAACGAAUUUCUGUGUCCUAAGACAUAGAGAAGGCAGAGAAAUUAACUUUCUUAAAAGUCAACAGUGUUUACAAUUUACAAUUUGAAACUAAUGUAAUUGGUUGUUCACCUUUGCAAUCUACCGUAGCUUUGACAAAUGCAUCUGCAAGGGAUUUUAAACACACCCUCAAGUGUGCGCACACCAAGAGAUACCAUGGUCACUUCAAGGACAUGGCACAUGUGGCAGGGCAUUUAGGCCACCACCAACUACAGGACAAUGACCCCUGCAUGUGACAAGGAUGUCUUUCUUACAGAUGCACUGAAUAGCUUCUAUGCCCAGUUCAAGGUACAGAAUGACAUGCUGGUAAAAAAAAAAAAACACCCUUUCCUUAAACGACCAGGUACUCUGUCUUACUACAGCUGAUGUGAGGAAAACUCAACCCAAGAAUGGCUGCUGAGCGAGACACCAUUCCUGGCAAUUUUCUCACAGACAUCUUCAACUUCUUCCUGAGCAGUGUUGCCAUUCUGACAUGCUUCAAGUCCAUGACUAUUGUUCUCAUACCCAAUAGUCUUCACUGUCCUGUUGCACUCUCAUCCACCAUUACGAACUGCUUCAAGAAGCUGGACAUAGGCUGCAUCAUGAUCCUUCUGCCACCCUCAGUUGAACUCCCUGCAGUUCGUGUAUCAUCCUAACAAUUCAACAGAUAAUGCCAUCGUCACCACCCUCCAUCUUUUACUCACCUGGGAAAUAAAGACAGGCAUGUUCAAGUGCUGUUUAUAAGCUUCAUUUCAGCAUUUUACACAAUCAUUGCUCAGCACCUGCUCAAAAAUUUAAGUCUUUUGGAAAUGAACACCUCCAGUCUGUCCAGCAGCACCACAUUUAGCACUGGGGCCCGCUGGAAUGGGUGCUCAGUCCACCACUGCUAUUCAAUCUGCUGACUCACAACUGUGUAGGAAUGCACAGCCCGAAACACAUCAUCAAGUCCUGGGAUUACCAGACUGUGGUGGGUUUCAUCAGCAAGAAUGGCGAGUCAACAUACAGAGGUGAGGUGCAGCAGUUAAAGGACAAGCUGUGUAUGAAUAUGGAGAAAAACUAAAAAGAUUAUGAUUAAUGACUUAUCACCAGUUUCAUAACCAAGGCAUAACCUAGAGGUAAAAAAAAGCCCAACUACCUUCUCCUAUCCUCACUACAUUCUACAGAAGACUUUUGAGAGCAUCUUAAGCAGGUGCAUUACUGCCGGAUUUGGGAUCCGCGCCGUCAUGGAUCAUAAGACACUGCAGCACAAAUUGGAGACAACUGAGAAGAUCAUCGGGGUCUGUCUUUGCUCCAUCAUCUUCCUUAGUUAGUUUUUGUUAAUUUAUGUGUAAUUUAUGUUAGUACUAUCUGUCUUGUCUCUGCUAGCCAGCUAACUAGGCCACUUAGUUAGCUAGUUGAGUUUCUCUGUUAAUUUAUGUUGUAAAUUUAUGUUGCAUGUAGCACCUUGGUCCUGGAGGAACGUUGUUUCGUUUCACUGUGUACUAACUGUAUAUGGUUGAAAUAAAGCCUACUUGGACUUGAACUUCAUAGACAUAGGCCACCAGCAUCACCAGCAGGGCCACACACUCACCCCUUAUACACUUUUUACUCUUCUUGGAAAAAGUUAUAUUUUUGGGAUUGUUUUGGACACCAUUCUAUUUCAGUCUUUUUGUAAUGAUUUUAUUUUUAUUUAGUUAUUUUUUUAGG